UUUGAUCGUGAAUAAAGUAAGGAGGUGUUGGCAGGACAGGAAUAUUUUUGUGUACGUUUCUUCUCUCGACCCCGGCUGAGGAUUGAAUUGUUUUUCAAAAUGAACAAGGCGAAUUUGAAUCAAGUCGUGUCCCGGUUUUACGGCGAGUACAUGAAGACGACGCCGAAGCGGCUCAAGAUCGUGGACGCGUACCUGCUGUACAUCUUCCUGACCGGAGUGGUGCAGUUCGUGUAUUGCUGCCUCGUCGGCACGUUUCCCUUCAACUCGUUCCUCAGCGGCUUCAUCUCCAGCGUCUCGUGCUUCGUCCUCGGAGUCUGCCUGCGGUUGCAAGUGAACCCGGAGAACAAGAGCCAGUUCCUGGGCAUCAGUCCGGAACGAGGAUUCGCCGACUUCAUUUUCGCCCACAUCAUUCUGCACUUGACCGUCAUCAAUUUCAUCGGCUGAGAAUUAAUAAGAAGCAGAUACAUUCCGCUGUUCAAAAGAAAAGUCAAAUUAUAUUAAAUUGCAUUUGCUGAUUAUAUGUUUGAAAAACGUCAAUUUGUUUUGUAUUGAUGUUGAAAUCUUUAUAUUAAUUUGAAAGAAUAAAAUAUGGUUCACAAAAGAGUGUGAUUGAAUUUCAUAACUAA
Molecule: messenger RNA, 626 nt
Organism: Neocloeon triangulifer
Lineage: Eukaryota; Metazoa; Arthropoda; Insecta; Ephemeroptera; Baetidae
Gene: Dad1
Product: dolichyl-diphosphooligosaccharide--protein glycosyltransferase subunit DAD1
Exons: 2
Coding region: 100-444 (114 amino acids)
Biological process (GO): protein N-linked glycosylation
Cellular component (GO): oligosaccharyltransferase complex; membrane
Source: RefSeq, a predicted model, not a curated record